CACCAACAUAGAAGGGAAAAUGAGGGCGGCGAAUUGUAUUGAUCCGAGUCACCCCUCGCUGGUUUACUUUGAACGGCACCACGUAAAACGUGUCCCUAGUUACUACACACGCUAGGAAUGUUAUAAAACUAAGUUUCACAUUAAUAAUCUUGUCGCAAAAUGGACAAGAGUAUGAUGACGUCGUCAGGGUUACUGGAGUGGGAGCUAUCUCUACCAUCCGAGCAGAUCGUCUCUCACGGAUGGUACCAUGGGGCGUUGAGCAGAGCGGCUGCUGAGGCACUCCUGCAGCAGGACCGGGAGUUCCUCGUGAGGGACUCGUCAUCACAACCAGAUAAUUACGUACUCAGCUGUCGCUCGAACGGUCAACAUCUCCACUUUGUCAUACAGAGGAUCGUCGUUCAUCCCGACACAGUGUUUGAGAGAUAUCAAUAUCAGUUCGAAGAUGAAGCGUACGAUACAGUCGCUGACCUUAUAACGUCUUACGUCGGUUCCGGUAAACCAAUAUCGGCAGCAUCCGGGGCUCGCAUACAAUAUCCGGCGAACCGUUUGGUUCCUUUAACGAAUUACGUAUCGGGCGAUGAUGGCGGGACUGUGACAUCGCCCAACGCUGACGGCAACUAUGGAAAUGCGUACAGUCUGUAUAGUCACUUCGCGGCUAAGCCAGGAGCACAACUGCGCGUACCUUUCAAGAAACAGAGGUCUCACUCGUUGACUCCCAUAGACAUGGCUCAACACGUGACUCACGGUAAGAGUGCCAGUGCCGAUGGUGUAAUACAAAGUCAAACAAAUAAACACGGCAAGAUAUUUCCCAAUGAGUCGUCUUCAGGUUGUAACACGUGGGACGCGAACUUACCGACCAGUCCGCCGGCGAAGCCCGCGCGCUGCGAGCCUGCCAAGACCGACGAGCGCCGCCUGGAGCUGCAUCGACUCUAUCACGUAUCCGGUUCCGAUUCCGGCAAUGGCUCCGGGGACUCCACGCAGAGCUCUGCGCUCGGGGAUUCCAAGAGCAGACAUGAAACUGACUACAAUACUACCAGCACGCCCUCUGUCAAACAACAGUUUGAUUACGAACUUACCGAAGCGAGACUUUUGCAAAUGGAAAACUUGAAUUUUAUCGUUGACUCUAGAAUUAACCUCGAAAACUUUCAGAGUCAGAUCAUUCCACCGUCUCUCACGAAACCAUUGGAAUCUGAAACGCUGCAUACCAUUAAACUGUUAUUACGAACUUCCGGCCCUCGCAUUUUGGCCAACCACCUAACUUAUGUCGAUCUACAUUUUCUUCUGGAUGAAUCGUUACAAAUUGAAGGUCUAGAUAAAAUGGCGUCAGGCUUAGAGUUGUGUUUUUUACCUCAGGGACGAUCUCUAAGACUGGAUAUCAUAGAGAGAGUUGAAACAUUUCGCCUCCUGGUAGCCGUCACUAUACUGACCUGUCAAACAGACAGACAAAGAGCAGAUACUAUCAACGAUUGGAUUCUUUUAGCCAUUGAAACAAAAACGGCCCUAGGAAAUCUAUACGGAUUCUCAGCAAUAAUGUUCGGCUUAUGUAUGCCACAGGUAGAGUGUUUAGAGAAUGCUUGGAAUAUACUGCGGCGUGUGUACACGGACAACGCUUUCAUGUUCGAAGCAAAACUGCGGCCAUCCUUCAAGAGCAUGAACGAGGGAACCAACCCGCUACCACCCAACACGACCACUCCUCACGUCAUACCACCGGUGCUGUGCUUCCAUCUGUUCGACGGUGAGGGCGGCGGCCUGCUGCAGCCGGACGACACCUUCCCCAACAGUCUCAUGAACAGUCUAGAGUUCGACUUCAACGCGACGGCGGCACACCUGGAGGCGGCUCGCAACCUGCCUCAGCAGGCGGAGGCUCUCCGCAGGCGAGCGCGGCCCGUGCUGCAGCCGUCCACCGCGCCCUCGCCGACGCUGCUGGAACUCUUCCGUACUGAGAUGGCAGCAGUGUUUCUAUGGGGCGAGCGAGGCGCGCGCUCUCCCUCUAACCAGCGGUUCGCGCGGCUUACGGACGUGCUCACUGCCAUGGCCGCUAAACUGGCCGCGCGACCCCCGGACGCAGACGACGCCGUUUGAGCUCCCCAAGAGGCUACAUUAACAUGUGUCUUCCUAAGAUAUUACACAAAGUGUGCUAAAACGAUUACUGUUCAUUUGUAUUAUUAACUUUACAUAGCUCUCUCACAUAUGUAGGUACUUAGAAAUCAAAUUAGUUAAAUACUCUCAUAAUUUGUCUGCUUUUGCAAGUUAUGUGUAAACCUUAGUAGAUUUCUUUACGUUGAAUUUGUCGAGGGUUAGGGUUUAUGCUAGACGUGCCCUGACGUCAUGUUAAGCUCGAUAAGUAGGUAUAUAAAGGGACAAGCAAUUAUGAUUUGUAAUUUUUUAUUUUUAUACGUUUUAUAAAACUGACGAAUGGAUCGAUAUUUUUAAGUAGAGUAAAGAACACAAACAUCUCAGACUUUGUUUCAUAUAAAUACAAGUAUCAGAUGUUAAGUGAGUCAAGUACAGGGCUCGGCGAGCAUCGUGUUCGCAAAGCAUCAAUGUUCCUAGAAAUAAACUGUUUCAUUAGUCAUUGUUGAUUGAUUUCCAUCACCUGUCCUCGAUGUGUCCUCGUGAGGGGCCCGUGACGG
Molecule: messenger RNA, 2633 nt
Organism: Danaus plexippus (monarch butterfly)
Lineage: Eukaryota; Metazoa; Arthropoda; Insecta; Lepidoptera; Nymphalidae
Product: breast cancer anti-estrogen resistance protein 3 homolog
Exons: 6
Coding region: 160-2082 (640 amino acids)
Biological process (GO): positive regulation of peptidyl-serine phosphorylation; small GTPase-mediated signal transduction
Molecular function (GO): guanyl-nucleotide exchange factor activity; phosphotyrosine residue binding
Source: RefSeq, a predicted model, not a curated record